Molecule: messenger RNA, 2388 nt
Organism: Apis florea (little honeybee)
Lineage: Eukaryota; Metazoa; Arthropoda; Insecta; Hymenoptera; Apidae
Product: nucleolar pre-ribosomal-associated protein 1
Biological process (GO): maturation of LSU-rRNA from tricistronic rRNA transcript (SSU-rRNA, 5.8S rRNA, LSU-rRNA); maturation of 5.8S rRNA from tricistronic rRNA transcript (SSU-rRNA, 5.8S rRNA, LSU-rRNA)
Cellular component (GO): nucleolus
Source: RefSeq, a predicted model, not a curated record
AUGAUUAUUAAUUUUGGUGAUGGAAAAUUUUUUAAAGAAAGUUUCAACUCUACAAAUGACUUAGAUAUAUUAAAAGAAUUUAUAAAAAUUUGCAAUGAAAACAAAGAAAAAGAUUUGGCUGCAGAAUAUUUAAAUGCAGGUGGCAAUAUUUUUGAUAUAUUAAGAUUAUUAAAUACAGCAGAUAAAAAAGAAACGAAUAUUGCUAUAAUUGUGUUUUCUGCAAUAAGGAUAUUAAUAAUAAAAAUAUUAGGACAAUAUCCACAAUAUCAAUCUAAUGCAAAAGAGGCAUGUCGUCAUUUGAUUAAUUCAAAUUUAUCAAUAAUUCAUUCAAUGUUAUCUAUACAAAGUAAUGCAAAGCAACAAAAAAUAAUUUUACAAUUACUUGCUGCAAUAGUUUCAUUAGAUUCAAAUCUAUCACGCGAAUUACUUAUUCAUUUGUCUUUACCAUUAGAAGUUAUUAAAUCUCUUAUACAACAUAGAAAACCUACAGAUAAUGAUAAUAUAAGAAAUUGUUUUAUUCAUUUUAUUAUGGCUUUUUUAAUAGAAGGAAAUGUAUCAAUUAUCAGACUUCUUUUGGAUAAACGUGAUUUGUUUUCUCAUAUAUUUUUUGAUUUAAUAUAUGAUUCCAAAGAUAUUAUUAUUUUAAUUUUAACUACUCUUAAAACUUAUAUUCUUCAAAAUCCAAAUGUUAGCAAAACUAUGAAGUUACAGUUAUUUUCAACAUCAAUUAUUCAAAAUCUUAUAUGUCUUUAUAAUUGGAAGGGUCCAAAUAAUCACCCAAAAUUUAAAAGUUUUAUACCAGAAACACAAUAUCUUGAAGAAAAAGAGGUAGUUAUUGAAAUCGUGCAUGAUUUUUUAAUUAUAUUGUUAACAUCACAUCGAUAUGGCAUUAUUUUUCAUGAUUAUAUGCUUGGUACUUCACAUAUUAAACAUAAUAAUAUAGUAAAUGUAGUACUUCAAAGCUUAGAUCGACCUUGGCAAUAUGAAAAACCAUCAAAUUUAGUUAUUAAAAUAAUGGCAGCAUGUCCAGAUUUAAUUAAAUCUCAAUUUGUUCUUUUGGAACCACAUAUUGAACCCAAAGUGUCAUUGAAAUGGAUUGCAACAAUAAAAUUUAUAAGAGAAAUGAUACAGUCACUAGAUAUAAACACUUGUAAAAAGAUAUGUUCAUUACAAUUAAAUAUAUUGCAAUUAGCUAAUGCAAUAAUACCUCUAACUAUACCAAUAAUAAUUUUGAAACAAGCAAUUGUACCAGCUUUGUCUCAUUCUAAUAUAAUAAUACGACAUGAGGCAAUACUUACACUUACUAGUAUAUUUAAUCAAAUACAAAAAUAUUUAUCAAUUUUAAAAACAAAUUACAAAAAUGAUGAUUUUUGUAUGUUUAAAAAUUUUUUAACAGAGUUUAUAAUGAAGAAUAUACCAAAUUUAAACGUGAUAUUUAAUGUAUGGAAUUCUACUUUCAUAUCAAAUUUAGUUGAAAAUAAUGACAAAGAAAACAUUAUAGAACCAAAUAGAUAUGAACAUUUAACAGCUAUAUUAAAUUUAUUACAUAUGUAUAAUGAAAUAUGUCCAAAAUUACUAGACAUAAUAUCUGAUAUGCAAUGUGAUACAUUUUUAAAUAUAUUAAAUAAAUUAGAAGAUAUAAGUGUCAUUGAAUUCAAUAUUAUAAAAGUAAAAGCUAUUCAUUUUUUAGUCAUAUUAUAUCCUUAUGAGUUUUUUCCACAUAAAAAAUUAUUUAAUAAUGUAUUAUCAUUCUUAAUAUCUAUUUUAAAUGAAGAAGUAUCUUCAACUGCAUUGAAUAUAAAAACAACAAUCCGAAUUUUAUUAAACAAUACAGGAAUGUUUGAAGAAUGUAAUGAUCAUUUGAAUAUUUGGAUUAAUGGUUUUAUAAAUUUAGAUGAUAAAAAAAAGUAAUAAAAUGGUUUAUUCAUAUUAUAAAAGAAGCGGUUAACGAUAUUGAAAAAUAUGUAAAUGAAAUAAUUAAAACUGAAGAAAUUUUUGAUCAAGGAGCAAUUCAUAUUGAUAGAUUUCAAAAUAUAUUUGAUGAAUUAAUGAAUAAGUCUGUUAUUUACGAAAAUUUUGAAAAUAAUAUUUUACAUAUGCAACAUUUUACAUCAAUAUCACCUCUUUUAUGUUGCAUGUUACAUAAAACUAAGAAAGAGUCACAUCCUUCAAUUUUAUCUUAUUUGUCUUAUAUUUUAGUACAUACAUUGCAUUAUCAAGUAAUACCUCAAUGUUUAAUUCAUUUAGCUAAAGAUAUUAAAAAAUUACCAGUAAGAGAAUAUUUAUUAAGUUGGUUAGAAAACAAUGAACCUGUUUAUCUUGAAAAUAUUUCCUCUAUGACUUUAAUAUAUAAAUUAAAUUCAGUAUUUUUAAAUGAUACUGAAUUAC